UCAAACUAAAAACAUUAAUCCUGAAUCUUGAAUAUUGAAUCUUGGAAUUUAGACACAUCUUGUUGUUGCAAUGGUGUCACAAGCACAUAAAACCCUCCAUUUUACACCAUGGAUUCUCCUCAACUUCAUGUUACUGAUCCUAGUUUCAUCAAACUCCGAUCUGGUUUCGCACUAUACGGACUUUGUCUACGAGCAAUGUCGAAACGAAACUCGCAUUCCGCACACGUUGGUGUCAUCCCUCAUGCAAGAACUUGUAGAGAAAUCCACUGAAUCCAAGUUUUACCAAACCAGCUCCGGCGACGACUUCGUCGCUAUAUCAGGCAAGUUUCAGUGCCGGCAUGAUCUCACCAUAGAAAGUUGUCAUGAUUGCAUAGUAAACACCGUCACAAGAUUAACAUGUUCGUCAGGUUCUUUGGCUCGGGUUCAGCUCAAAGGGUGCUUCAUGAGCUUAGAGCCUGAGCCCGAGCCUCGACCUGAGAUUGGAAAUAGAAGGAUUGGUACCGAGGGUUUGGUUGGUGGUCGGAAAGAUUACUUGCAACACAAGAAAUGUGGUGAAAGGAGGUCAUGGUUAGAAGGGUUAGAGGAAGUAAGGGAUGUGGCUUUUGAAAGUGUCGCUAAAUGUGUGACGAGUAGUGGCGUUGGGUAUUGUGACAAGAGAUAUGAAGGGAUGUAUGCGAUGGGACAAUGUGAGGGGAGUUUGGAAGUGUGUGAGUGUGGGGAAUGUGUCAGUAAUGCGUUUCAAGUGGCUCAGGAUGAAUGUUGGGGGUCUGACUCAGGAGAGGUUUACUUGGAGAACUGCUUCAUUAGCUUUAGUGACUAUCAACCUCAUAAAGGAAAAGGCGCUGAGGGAGGUUCCGGUAAGAUAGCAGCAAUGGUGGUGGGUGUAGGUGUUGCUAUAGCUCUAUUGUCUACCCUUUGCUACUGCAUCAGAUCUUCGACAAGAAAACAAGAUGAUUGGUGAAGAUGAUAUGCAACAUGUAGACUUUCGGCGUUCUGCCAGACUUGUUCGAUCGUUUAGAAUUAUGUUUGUACAUAUGGACUUUGUAGUUCGAUUAAUCGAAAGAUCAUAUUUUACAACAUAACAUAGUGUGACACAUGUUUUUACACUUG
Molecule: messenger RNA, 1110 nt
Organism: Helianthus annuus (common sunflower)
Lineage: Eukaryota; Viridiplantae; Streptophyta; Magnoliopsida; Asterales; Asteraceae
Product: plasmodesmata-located protein 4
Exons: 3
Coding region: 71-961 (296 amino acids)
Biological process (GO): plasmodesmata-mediated intercellular transport; transport of virus in multicellular host
Cellular component (GO): plasmodesma
Source: RefSeq, a predicted model, not a curated record